Messenger RNA from Panicum virgatum (switchgrass), 891 nucleotides. Its product is annotated as probable WRKY transcription factor 62. The transcript has 3 exons. Gene Ontology annotation, biological process: regulation of DNA-templated transcription. The record is from RefSeq and is a predicted model, not a curated record. NCBI's taxonomy places the organism in Eukaryota, Viridiplantae, Streptophyta, Magnoliopsida, Poales, Poaceae. The coding region runs from base 56 to 859 and encodes 267 amino acids. Gene Ontology annotation, molecular function: sequence-specific DNA binding; DNA-binding transcription factor activity.
AUUACUGCAGUUGAGCACAGCAGAAGCUAAGGCAGCUAAGCUAAGAAGAAGAAGAAUGGCAUCUCCGCCCAUGAAGACGGAGCAGUCGUUUGAGUUCGGGGAGCUCAGCCCUCAAGAUGCCAUGGGAUCUGCCUCAGAGUCGUCUUACAGCCCUCCCGGAGCUGUGUUUGGGGUCUCCCCACCGGAGUCCUCGCCGCGCGGCCGGAAUAAUAGAAGGAGGGAUAGACCUUCGUGGGUUAAAAUUACGUAUACACCUUAUUUUGAUGGUCACUUGUGGCGCAAAUAUGGCCAAAAGAAAAUCAAGGACGCUGAGUACCCUAGGCUAUACUUCAGAUGUUCCUACCGUGGAGACAGACAAUGCAUGGCGUCUAAGCUGCUGCAACAGAAGAACGGCGACGACCCACCACUGUACGAGGUGACCUACACGUACGAGCACACUUGCGGCGCACCACCCAUCCCGUUCCCGGAUAUCGUGGCGGAGCCGCCGCCGGCGGCCUCCAGGGAAGGGUUGGUGCUCAGGUUCGAUUCCCCGGCCGGCGGCCACGGCGGCGCCGCGCAGAUGAUGCAACAGCAUCAGGGGCAGCACCAGUCUACUUGUCGGAGUCCGUUCAUGAUGCUGAGCUUUGGUUCGAGUUGCCAGACGCACAAUCAGCAGCCUGCCUUCCAUUCUGACCUGGCCGAGCCCGGAACGUCGUCGUCCAUUCCGAACGAGGGGCUGCCGGCGCCGCCGCCGGCAAACGGCGACGGCGACAUGUUCCCGACAUGGGACUCCUUCACGUAUGAUUUCGACAGCCAUGUGCACUUCGGCGACCACACGCGUUUACCUUAUAACAGUAAUUACGAUUGUGAUGAUUUCUGAUCAAAGGUAGUGUAAAGAAGCAUUGCGAGAGC